AUGCCCAGCAACGGCGAGGGCAGCAGCCAGGUUGUGUUGAACUCUCCAGUCGUCGAGAUCUCAAUCCUGCUGGAAGCUCAAGGCAAAGUAUCCGUGGCCACUGUUUCGGAUUUGGCAGAACCUAUUCUUGUCAGACUGAGCGAUGCCUCACAGCAGCCACGGGAUGUUUGCGCUUUUUUCGAUCACACUUCACGCGCCUGGAGUUCCGUGGGACUGCAGGCGAUUUCCGUGAAUGACUUGAGGUGGUGUCAAAGCACCCAUCUGUCGAUGCUCGCCAUCGUGCACGUGGUUCCGUUUGAAGGUCUCAUCGCCGAGCAAGACACCAGCUUCGAGUUGACAUCCAUAGCUCUUGCUUGUGCCAGCCUCUUCGCAGGUGGUGGCGUGCUGUUCCUCCUUUGGUACUAUCGAUGCAAACCGGCACGUGGGGGCUCUGUGCAAAUCCAGGGUAAGGGAGAUCAGACCUUCGUUGUUACAUAUUCGCGCUCCACAAGAAGUGCUGAUCAUGAACCAGACGAGCCCAUGAAGUCGAUCUCCACGAAAUCUUUGAGCUUCCAGGCAUUUCGGUCCGAGGCUUCGGCUUCAGCCGCCAGCAAGGUCCACAUUGAGUGGAACAUCCAGGCGAAUGAUUGGAAGACCCGACUCCACGACUUGGAGGGGUGGACGGGCGACUUGAAGCAACACCACGCAACGCAGGCUGCAGAAGUGGGGCGGGGGCGGCCGGGGCCCGCCUCUACAGACGCCCCCAAAGAUGCACCAGAUUUGCUUGCCACGCUGAAGCGUGCAGAGACGGCAGCCAUGGAAGAGGCUGAGCGACUGGAGUUCUUGGUCGAGGUAGAUGCACCCGUGCCAGUGGAUUCUCUGCAAGUGGCCGAAGAUCCUCAAAAGGCGGCCAGGCCAUCCUUCUACAGGAACGGAGAAGCUGUUCUCUACUUUUCGAUCACGAAUCAAUGUUGGCUGCUGGCACGGAUCCAGGGGGACCCCGCAUGGAUGAACUCAGAAGAGCAGAUUGAUCGCGAUGUUCUUCCCACAGGCGAGCUUCCUCACUACGACUGCAUCCUACCGGGUCCGAAGCAGCUGCGACAUCGGGUUCCCCUUAGCCAGCUCCGACAGAGAUUGCGAUGUGGGGAAUCCGUUCACGUCCAUGUAGAGGAGGUGACUCGCGGGCGGAGAAGCAGAGCAAGCCGGACGUGGUCUUGGAAGUCCGGCCACAUACACAAGAUCCCUCCUGUUGCCAUGACGACUGUCGAUCCUUAUGCGGUGACCCUUAGCUCAGGCGACACAAUCAAUGUGGACCUGGGAAGAAUUCGCCGCUUCUACGAGACAGGCAGCCGUGUUCGUGUCUUUCGAGGACUACAUGGUUGGCACUACGGAACCGUCUUUGAGGACGCCGUGGAAGCAGCAACGACAACAUCAGAUUCAUCGUUGGCCAAGAGCAUGGAAAGCGAUAAUGCAGACAUCCAGGUUCGACUAGACGGCACGGACGAUGUUGUGAAGCUGGUUUGGCUGGUCGCGAUACUGGCCCAGCUGGUUGAGGCAAACUACUGGGAACAGCUCAGCCCGAGUGGCGCGGCGCCACCUGCACGGUAUCGCAUUGUAGACGGUGGGGUGUGGAGCCCGGCUGCGAACGGCUUCUACGUGUUCGGUGGGGAGGGUGCUGGCAGCAGCAAUCUCAACGACUUGUGGUUCUACGGGCGUGAGGUGAACAGCUGGGAACAGCUCAGCCCGAGCGGCACGGCGCCACCCGCGAGGGAACACCACACCGUGGUGUGGAGCCCCGCUGCGAACGGCUUCUACGUGUUCGGUGGGGAUGAUGGCCCGGGCCCUGAGAGCGCGUCAGAGGCAGUUGCGAUGCGGUGUGCGGGGGGGAUCGCUGAGGCAGCAGCACUCUCAGCAAGCUCAACGACUUGUGGUUCUACGGGCGUGAGGCCAAUGAGGGCCAUCGUCGAGCUUGCAAGAUUCGAGGGCUAA
Symbiodinium necroappetens is the source of this 1968-nucleotide messenger RNA. NCBI's taxonomy places the organism in Eukaryota, Dinophyceae, Suessiales, Symbiodiniaceae. The record is from the annotation of a GenBank genome assembly.